Messenger RNA from Acanthopagrus latus (yellowfin seabream), 1210 nucleotides. RefSeq names its product 3-hydroxyanthranilate 3,4-dioxygenase (gene haao). NCBI's taxonomy places the organism in Eukaryota, Metazoa, Chordata, Actinopteri, Spariformes, Sparidae. The record is from RefSeq and is a predicted model, not a curated record. The coding region runs from base 90 to 953 and encodes 287 amino acids. Gene Ontology annotation, biological process: 'de novo' NAD+ biosynthetic process from L-tryptophan; quinolinate metabolic process. Gene Ontology annotation, cellular component: cytoplasm. The transcript is spliced from 10 exons. Gene Ontology annotation, molecular function: 3-hydroxyanthranilate 3,4-dioxygenase activity; iron ion binding.
AGUCAGACUGUUUAAUCAGGUCUAACCAGCAGACGGGCUGGAGAGGCUUCAUACUGCAGCCAAACAAAAACAGCCAGUCAGUUGCAAAGAUGAGCAACGUAACUUUUAAAGUGAAUGUGGAAAACUGGAUUGCAGAGAACCAGAAUGCUUUUCUGCCACCAGUGUGCAACAAGCUCAUGCACUUUUCCCAGCUACUUGUCAUGUUCGUUGGUGGUCCUAAUACCAGGAAGGACUAUCAUAUAGAGGAAGGGGAGGAGUUGUUCUACCAGCUGAAGGGGGACAUGUGUCUGAAGGUGAUUGAAAAUGGCAAACACAAGGAUGUGCACAUCAAGGAGGGAGAGAUGUUCCUGCUGCCAGCUCGGAUCCCCCACUCCCCCCAGAGACAGGCCAACACUGUGGGACUGGUGGUGGAGAGGAGACGGCUGCUGACCGAGACUGACUGCCUGAGGUACUAUGUAGAUAACACCACUAACGUCCUGUUCGAGAGGUGGUUUUACUGCCAGGACCUCGGAACACAACUUGUGCCAAUAAUCAAAGAGUUCAUGUCGUCAAAGCAGUGCAAGACAGGAAAGCCAGAUCCAGGUGAAGUCUUCAGAGACCCACCGUUCCAGUUUAACACCAUGAACGUGAUGUCCCCCUUCUCCUUCAAAGACUGGAUGAACAAACAGAAGCCGGCCCUGGCCAGCGGGGGGCCCAUCGACAUGUUCGGAGCUCAGUUUGAGACAGAGGUGAUGUUGUUUGGACCUGGACAGAUGGAGACAUCAGUACAGCAAAGUGAUGUGUGGAUCUGGCAGAUGGAGGGCUCCUCCAGAGUAACUAUGAAUCAGCAGGAGUUCACUCUCUCUGCAGGAGACAGCUUGCUAAUUCCAGAACAGUCCCAAUACCAGUGGCAGAGAGACGAUGGGACUGUUGCCCUCGCUGUGGUCCAAAACCCUGAGAGGAUGAGACCCUGAGCGUCAUGUGCCAAGUCACACACGUUAAAUAUGCAGUAUUCAUUACGGGCAGGGAGGAGGACUCAGUGUGUAGAAAUUAAAAAAGGAGGUAGAGAAAUGUAGUAACAGUAAUGUAAUGUAAUGUAAUGUCCUUGGACAAGACACUGUGUCUGUGUGAGCAUAAAAGGUCAAAAGCUCUUUAUGCAUUAAGUGCCUUUAAUUCACCAUGUCUUUAACCUAUGAGAGAAAUGAAGUAAAUACUUAAAUAUUCGCGAUAA